AUGCAUCCAGAGAAUUCGCUCAAUGUAACACUCUCUUGCAUUCAUGUAUUUGCAUCGGCUCACUUUUGUGUUCAAGUUUUCCAAGAAUUGGACUUUAAGGACAUGACAGAUUUCACAGUCACUCCUCAAUUGGAUUCACUCACGAGGAAGGAAUUAUUCAUGGAAGAAACACCAUCUAUCAGUGUAAUGGAUGGUGCUGAAUCCUUGUGUGGUACUGUUGAUUGUGAUAUUGACACUUUGGAAACACCUAGAACUGCUGCAACCAUUUCCACAAAUGGUGGUGGUACUGGUGUGUCUUAUAGUGCAUUUAGAUCUUCAAUUGAUGAAGAGUUUCAUCAUCAUGUAAAUCAUCAAUUGCAUGAUUCACCAAAUAGUACUAUGGAACAAACAACGCAAGAUUCGAUUAAAUCGAUCGUAUCAACAUCAACAACAAGUAUUGUACAAGAUUCAAAGAGGGAUGUGCAGAUAUCAUCCAUAGUAACAACAAAGGAAAGAGCCAGCUCAAUAGUCAACACUGUUUCAACUGCAACAGUGAUACAAGAACAGGAACAAGCUCAAGUUGGAUCAAAGGAAAGAACCAACUCGAUAGUCAAUUUGAUGGGUACAAGUGGUGAAAACCUUAAUGCCAUGCCAGCACAAACUAUUGUGAACAAUACAGAGAAGAAUGUUGCUGCAAGUGCAGUUCCUAAUACUACACCAGCAACAGUGUCCAGUAAUACGAAUGUUGUUGAAAAAGAUGAACCAACAGAAGUUAGUACGCCCAAAAGAAACAAUGAAAUUCCAGCCAUUGCUGUAACUCCAAGUGAAGAUGGUAUAGUUUCACCUCAAUCCAUAAAGUUGAAUACAACCGAUUCACCAUCAGCAACAACUCCCACCAGAGAAGAAAGACCAAGAAAGCAUCUAAGCCAUCGAUUUAAGAAUAAUUCAGAUAUGAGACAUUUCAUUAGGAGAGCUGUUGGUAAAACUGAAAGUAUUGACAUUGAUAAUUUUCACAUUGAUAUGAGAGAUCAAAUUAGUGCAGAUAGCGACAGUUCAUCCGAUGAAGAAUUUGCAGAAUGUAAUGAUUAA
This is a messenger RNA of Naegleria gruberi, 1068 nucleotides long. RefSeq lists its product as uncharacterized. The record is from RefSeq and is a predicted model, not a curated record. Bases 1 to 1068 code for a protein of 355 amino acids. The transcript has a single exon. Lineage: Eukaryota; Heterolobosea; Eutetramitea; Acrasida; Naegleriidae.